CAUCUGGCGAGGACCAAAUAUAAACUGCACAGACAGUUCAGGUUAUACUGCUUUACAUCAUGCAGCUUUAAAUGGACACAAGGAUAUAGUUCUCAAAUUACUUCAGUAUGAAGCAUCAACUAAUGUGGCAGAUAAUAAAGGUUAUUUUCCUAUUCACUUGGCUGCUUGGAGAGGAGAUGUAGACAUUGUGAAGAUUCUCAUCCAUCAUGGGCCAUCACACUCCAGAGUGAAUGAACAGAACAAUGAAAAUGAAACAGCACUGCAUUGUGCAGCUCAGUAUGGUCAUUCGGAAGUAGUUGCUGUUCUGUUAGAAGAGCUAACAGACCCUACAAUAAGGAACAACAAACUAGAAACACCUCUGGAUCUGGCAGCACUUUAUGGACGUCUGCGUGUUGUAAAAAUGAUCAUCAAAGCAUAUCCAAACCUGAUGAACUGUAAUACAAGAAAACACACUCCUUUGCAUCUUGCUGCACGUAAUGGCCACAAAGCUGUUGUACAGGUGCUUCUGGAGUCUGGAAUGGAUGUCAGCUGCCAAACAGAAAAAGGGAGUGCACUACAUGAAGCAGCCCUUUUUGGGAAGGUGGAGGUAGUACGUAUUUUGCUUGAAACAGGAAUUGAUACCAACAUAAAGGACAGUUUGGGUAGAACAGUUUUAGAUAUUCUUAAAGAACAUCCAUCUCAGCAGUCACUCCAAAUUGCAGCUCUACUUCAAGAAUAUAUGGAAACAGGAAAUGCAAGUAUUUCAGAGGAACGCCCACUGGAAUGCGCAGAACAUCAGUCUUGCAUUUUGUCCCCAGAAGUUCCUCCGUCUCCAAAGGCUAAAAGUGAAGCUGUGACUGGAGAAUUAUCAAAGCUCUUAGAUGAAAUCAAAUUGUGCCAAGAAAAGGAAUACUCUUUUGAAGAUCUGUCUCGUACAGUAUCAGACCAUUAUCUGGACAAUUUUAGUAAAGUAUCAGAGGAAGAACUUAUGACCAGUGGAAGCCAAACCAAGCUUAAUGUAAGGCCGCCUUCAACUUGUUUAUCACCAAGAGAGGAGGAAGAUGAUGAUGCUGGUGAAAAUACUUGUGGUCCUUCAGGUUUAUGGGAGGCAUUGACACCUUGUAAUGGAUGCAGGAACCUCGGAUUUCCUAUGCUUGCACAGGAAUCUUAUUCAAAGAAGAGAGGUUAUGCAUUGGAAGCAAUACCCUCUGUACCUCUGGAUGCAGUUCCUUCAGAAAAUGACAGCAGUCUUUGUGAUUCGAUAGACAUAGCAGUGACCAAAAAACCUUGUUCCCUAGAGAUAGCAAGAGUACCUUCCUCAAGACCAG
Molecule: messenger RNA, 1307 nt
Organism: Pelecanus crispus (Dalmatian pelican)
Lineage: Eukaryota; Metazoa; Chordata; Aves; Pelecaniformes; Pelecanidae
Source: RefSeq, a predicted model, not a curated record